This is a messenger RNA of Toxotes jaculatrix (banded archerfish), 2891 nucleotides long. RefSeq names its product tRNA isopentenyltransferase 1 (gene trit1). Gene Ontology annotation, cellular component: mitochondrion. NCBI's taxonomy places the organism in Eukaryota, Metazoa, Chordata, Actinopteri, Toxotidae. Gene Ontology annotation, molecular function: ATP binding; zinc ion binding; tRNA dimethylallyltransferase activity. The coding region runs from base 7 to 1458 and encodes 483 amino acids. Gene Ontology annotation, biological process: tRNA modification. The transcript is spliced from 11 exons. The record is from RefSeq and is a predicted model, not a curated record.
AGCAUCAUGGCGGCGUCCAGUCGUAGCGUGCAGUCCGCUUUACGGAAAGCAAUAACCCCGUCGUUGGUGGUGAUUUUGGGAGCUACCGGCACCGGAAAGUCCAAACUGGCGAUCGAGAUCGGAAAACGGCUUCAGGGAGAAAUAAUCAGCGCCGACUCCAUGCAGGUGUACCAGGGUCUCGACAUCAUCACCAAUAAGGUGACACCCGAGGAGCUCGUCCAGUGCAGACAUCACAUGAUCAGCUUUGUGGACCCUCUGGUUAGCAGCUACACGGUGGUGGACUUCAGGAACAAAGCCCUGGCUCUAAUAGACGACAUGCACAGCAGAAACAAACUGCCAAUCAUUGUUGGAGGAACAAAUUACUACAUUGAGUCUCUGCUGUGGAAAGUUCUCGUGGAUACAGGGCAGGAGAACGAAGAGUCGGGGGAUGGAGGCGAUGGGGCUCCAAACAGGAAACUGGAGCUGGAAAAACUGGGAGGAGCAGAGUUACACAAACGACUGGCAGAGGUGGACCCCAAAAUGGCUGCCAUGUUGCACCCCAAUGACAAACGCAAGAUUGCCAGGAGUCUGCAAAUCCAUGAGGAGACAGGCAUCCCUCAUAGUCACUGGCUGGAGGAGCAGAGGAGGCAAGACGGAGGCGAUGGGCUGGGUGGGCCGCUGAGGUACCCGGACCCCUGCAUUUUCUGGCUGCGCGCUGACAUGGAGGUUCUAGACAAGCGGUUGGACGCUCGCGUAGAUGAGAUGUUGUCUGCAGGACUGAUAGAGGAGCUCAGAGACUUCCAUGUCCGCUACAAUCAGCAGAAAGUCCAGGAGGACAGUCAGACCUAUCAACAUGGGAUUUUCCAGUCGAUUGGGUUUAAGGAGUUUCAUGACUACCUGACCGGUCCUGAAAGCAGCACCCAGCAGGAGAAAGAGACACUACGCAACAAAGGUAUAGAAGCUGUGAAGAUGGCUACAAAGCGUUACGCCCGCAAACAGAAUAAAUGGGUCCGUAACCGCUUCCUUAAACGACCUGGAGACAAUGUGCCAGCGGUGUACGGCCUGGAUGUGACGGACAAGUCGAAGUGGGAGGAGAUGGUGCUGAACCCUGCACUGCAGAUACUGGACAGUCUCAGUAAGGGCGAGGAGUCGGUAAUUCCACCAGUUAGAGUGCUGGGGGCGGGGCAGAAAAACAAGCGGAACCUCCACACGUGUGAUCUGUGUGACAAAGUGAUCAUUGGAGACCUUGAGUGGACAGCUCAUCUGAAGUCCAAGAAGCACCACUAUCAUGUGAGGAAGAAGAGGAAGUCUGAUCCGGCCCCUGACCAGUCCCAGUGUACCGCUGCAGCUCCUGCCUCUGCAGGUGAGACUCUCUCAAAGGACACUUGUGCUCCUGUUGCCCCGGGCUGCAGUGAAACCUCUCAGGAGUCUUCCCAAGACACCAGGACAACACACAAAGAACAUGUGACAUUUGAGUAAUCGCACUGACUCUGGACUACAUACAUGUUUCUCCAGGUUUCUGCCUCUGUUCUGCAAUAACGACUGGAAGUUUCCUUACAGUUCUUAUAGAAUCACAAAUGUGUGUGUGUUUUUUUUUCUCCAUCUCCCUUCAGGGAGAGUUGGGAGUACUUGGGACACAGUCUUGCUUCCCACUGAUUUUCACUAAUUCAUCCAAAACAUAAUUUGUCAAAGCAUUUCAAUUUCUAAAGGAUGAAAUCUCUUCCAGCCCUAAAACUUUAUAACGUUGAUCCUUACUGAAAGUGGAUAACAAAGAGCAUAUCUUUUUGUCCACAUUUGGACGUGUUCGUGGACUAGGACUAUGGAUCCAUGAAGCAGACCAUGUUUGUUGUUGAGAUGUUGAUGGUCAGGAAAGUUAGGUCAGGUUAGUUGUAAGUACAGAUGAAGAAGUCACCUCCUUAAAACCUUGGUCAAAUUGUUAGAAGAAAUCUUUAUUUUUUUUCUUUUUGCUAAAUGUGCCUUAACUGAAGCUGUGACCUUUCUUAUGGCUGGUACUGAAUGAAAAGUCUUCUAUUUCUAAAAUAUUUUAGGCUUUAAAUUUCUUUGCCUUGUUUGAAGGCUAACCACCGUGCACUUUUAAAUUGUCCAGCUGGUUUUGAAAACACUGAAUAAACCAAAACAUCUUAAAUGUUCUCAACCAAUGAAGGAUUGUUUUGUAUCACUAAAGUGCAAAAACUAAAUCCACGAAAUUGGAUUUGAGAGCUUUUUCACAUGACUUCUGCACUAGUUUUACCUUUAUCUCAGUGAGAUCUCAUCUGGAUGCUUUCACAGCACAACUAUUGUGCUCUGUUUCCCUGCUGCCGCCUUGUUUUACUGUCAUUAAAUGCAUUUUUCUACCUCUUUGUUUGAUAAUGACUAGACGCAUGAUUUGUGCCGUUGUCUUUCAGUGGAGCUUAGCUGAGCUCAUUUCUGCUCCGACAGUAGUAUAAACCACCAGCUUAGGCUGUAAGGAGAGAGUGUGUUUUCCCAGCAGUGAUUGCAGGUCUUUGUUUAUGCAACGGUGUGUCGUACCCCUUUCAGACCAAGGUGUGCCUGCCUACUGUUAAACCACUUACACAAUACCUGGCGUCUCUCCAAAAGCCUCUUUUGGCGCUCCCUUUCCCUCUCCUCACCUGCCACUUUUCCUUCUCACCUCCCCUCCCCUCCUUUCCAAAGAAUCAGAACAUAACUGCUCCUGACUAACUCUCCAUAUCUUUCUUAAAGUCUCCGGCCUGAGUCUUAGACGUAUUCUUUCAGUACAAGUUUAGUUCACAGGCUCCCGGUGUUUGACCUCAUCCACAUGACUAAAAAUAUUUCCAGUCACAUAAUAACUGGAAAUGUGUAUGUGUGUGCGUGUGUGCGUGUGCAUGUGCGUGUGUGUGUGUGUGACUGUCCCACAUUCCCUCAUUCCAAAC